Anarrhichthys ocellatus (wolf-eel) is the source of this 1040-nucleotide messenger RNA. It is a transcript of the gene mrpl27, whose product is annotated as mitochondrial ribosomal protein L27. Bases 51 to 494 code for a protein of 147 amino acids. The record is from RefSeq and is a predicted model, not a curated record. Gene Ontology annotation, cellular component: ribosome; mitochondrial large ribosomal subunit. Gene Ontology annotation, biological process: translation. The transcript is spliced from 4 exons. Gene Ontology annotation, molecular function: structural constituent of ribosome. Lineage: Eukaryota; Metazoa; Chordata; Actinopteri; Perciformes; Anarhichadidae.
CAACCGGAUGUGACGCAAAUACGCAGACGACGUGAGUGACAUCGUUCAAGAUGGCGGCGCUGGCGUCCUUGAUGCUGAAGUCCAGAGCAGGUCUGCUGGUACCUGGCCAGACCUCUCUGCUGGACUCUGUGAGGUUUGCAUCCAAGAAGGCCGGUGGCAGCAGCAAAAACGUCGGCGGAAAGAGCCCCGGCCGCAGAUAUGGCUUUAAGAAACAAGAUGGUAAUUAUGUCCAUGCGGGUAACAUCCUAGCAACACAGAGGCUGAUAAGGUAUCACCCAGGAGCGCACGUGGGCAUGGGAACCAACAAGACGCUCUUUGCUCUGGAGGAGGGCUACGUCAGGUUCACCAAGGAGGUCUACGUCCCGCCGCCACGCAGCCUCGAGGCCACCCGGGUCAUCACCAAGCUGCCCAAAGGAGCCGUACUCUACAAGACCUUCAUCAGCGUCCUGCCACUCGAACAGGAGGGUAAAUUUAAACUGGUGGACAUGGUCUAAGACUGGACUGCACUGGACUGGACUGGGACGUCGUCGUUUCCCAGGUAUUCUCGCGGUGGACCCCGUUCGACAAGGAUUUGUUUUUGACACUUUCGCUGAUAUCUGGAGAUCUAAGCGAAGAGCACACCAUCAGCCAGAGAGCGGUCGGUGGACACCUGCAGACUCUCCCUGGCUUCCUGUCUCUGAGUUCCAUAAAUAUGUGACACACUCUAUGGCACCUACAAACAGAAGUUAAACUCUGUCACGCAUGGAUUUUUAUUUAUUGUUUUUCAGUUUAUUUUCACAAAACGUAACUGAAUAAACUGUAUAAAGAAAAACAUUUCCAGUGAACAUUUACAGAUUUUGUGUUAUUGGAGUCGACACUGUGGUGAUUUCCUGAAUUUGAUCAUAAUCUCAUCCCAAAGUAGUCCAUGGUAUGGGUGCAUAACUACAGUGUCAUUUGUUACAGUGACCGUUCACUGAGAUGCUUCGUGUUCACUCAGGACAACCCACCUAAUGAGCUGUGCUGUAAUACUGAACUGUAUUAAAGUUUUCUAUGUGAAAGUC